This is a messenger RNA of Salvelinus fontinalis (brook trout), 3223 nucleotides long. RefSeq lists its product as uncharacterized. The record is from RefSeq and is a predicted model, not a curated record. Bases 52 to 2601 code for a protein of 849 amino acids. Gene Ontology annotation, molecular function: protein binding; translation repressor activity; ubiquitin protein ligase activity. Gene Ontology annotation, biological process: negative regulation of translation; proteasome-mediated ubiquitin-dependent protein catabolic process; protein polyubiquitination. NCBI's taxonomy places the organism in Eukaryota, Metazoa, Chordata, Actinopteri, Salmoniformes, Salmonidae. The transcript has a single exon.
UGAAGAUUGAAACAUACCAGACCAACAAGAAGAUUCACCAUUUUCUCCUCCAUGAUGUUAAUGAGGCCUCGCUCCAAGAGAAAAGCCUCCUUCCCUGGCCUCUCAGCCCUGAUGUCACACACCUCCAACAUACAGAGAGACCUAAACUCCCCCAGGGGAUCCAUCUUCGCUCCCCUAUCCCUUACCGAUCCACCCAGCUGGGUGACGCUGGCCCUCUGCAAUGUAGAGCAGGGUGAGAAAGAGCUGCAGAGCCUUAGAGAACGACAGACAAGUGAGGUGGAGCAAAUUAAUCGAGAGCUUGACAACGCCAUCAUUGAGGCUCAGAGACAAGAGCGCCGACUGCUGGAAAAAGUUGAGCAGGACCACCGAAAAGCCCAGCGGCGCCUGGAGCAGGUGAAGAGGGAGAACGCUGCUGCGGUGCAUGUUGGACAGUCCCUGGUGGACCGGAAGCUCCGCAAACUGGGCCAACUGAAGGAACAGGUCCAGAGAUGGGGUGGAAGCAGUGGGGGACCCAAUAAGAACCAGCUUCAGAGGGGUGUGGCAGAAGUUACACAGCCUUGGGAAAUCUCCAUCUCCUUAAAGAGGGUCACUUUUCAGACAGGUACGCAGCUGAAGGAUGUUAGGUUAGGGGAGGUAGAAGUCCAGGAUCAAAAUCUGAACUACCCUAUUGGUGUCUGUGGUGAAACAGGGAAGAAAUGUGCUCUUCACUCAGGGGAGAUGAAGUUUGGAGACCGUGGAUCAUUUGAAGUUCGGAAGGACUUUUCAUCCGCAUCAAAUAGUGGGAGUAUGCGUGUAGGCAGGAAGCUCCGCCUGUCCACCACAGACAAGGAUGAGCCAAAGUUAUCAGUCUCAAAGCCACCACUCAGUCCCCGGCAUCGAGGAGCAUCUGAGGCAUCCAUGGAUGAGGAGCUAAACACACAUGACCAGGACCUCUUCCUGGCUAUCCCUCCAAUCUCCAGCCAAUGGGAGUCGGAAAGAGACGAACCAGGCUGUGGACAAACUGGAAACAAGAAAAGCUCCAUCCUCAAGUGUCAGAGAAAGCAAAGGACCCUGGUUCUCGUCCCCAGCGAGGAACCCUCCUGCCCUCCAGAAGGCGGCAGGUCUGAACAUAGUGACCAACCACAGACCUCUCCCAAGAACAGUCGUGGAGGACCCCAUCCCAGGUACAGCCUCCUGGACCUAUCUUCAAGACGCGCUCGCUCGCAUCAAAGCCUGUCACCCAGCAAAUCCCCCCGUGGAACACCCACUAAUGGGGCGAGUCCCCCAUCCCCGGCUGGCAGUGAGGACUGUUAUGCCGACAUCAUCAGUCCCUCUCCUAGUAACAAUGUCUCCCUGAGCCAGGAACACCGACGCGCCAUGUCGACGGCGGAUCUCUCCAGCAAGACCCGUCCCUUGAUCAAUGGGGGAAAGGGUGCUCACCUGGGAUUUAAGAGAGACAACCACCCCUGUCUAUCAUAUGCCUCCUCAACCCUGGAGCAAGGGAAUGGAUCUGAGUCUGGCGGCAGAAGCCACACAAGCUCGGAUGAAAGCGAAUCAAGAUACCAGGGAAGGAGUGUAGGUUCUAACUGUGUGAGUCGAUCUCUGUCCAUGUCGGCUAUUGACGCCAAAAGCCACCCUACAGCCAAGAAGAAACAAUCAAACAAUAGAAGGAGAGAUAAACCAGAGCCAAUCUUGAGAGACCUGGAGGAGGAAGCAGGUUCAAGUGCCUUUGAGUCAGCAAAUCUGAUCAAGCAGUUUGGAAAGCAGGGCUCGGGGCGCUCCGACUUCAACCUGCCCAGCGGGCUCCAUGCCACUGUCAAAGGGCAGCUCUUUGUGGUGGACUGUGGCAACGCCCGAAUUCAGGUGACCGACCUUCAGAAGUAUGUUGUGCAGCAGGUGUCCCCUACCGGAACUGAGAGAUCCGCCCGCAUCUGCAACUACUUUGAUGUGGCUGUGAACGACAAGGGCCUCAUUGCGCUGACCUGUGCUGCAGAGCGUGCCGUGUUGGUGUUCAGCCGUCAUGGACGCCUCCUCCAGACCUUCGGGGGUAACGUGAUAGGAUCCACCCAUGAAGAGCUAGAUGCACCCAGGGGAGUGACCGUCACCCGUCUGGACGAGUUCCUGGUGGCCGACAUCAGGCGUGGAACUCUAACUGCCCUGAUGCUGGACCCCAAGACAGGCGCCAGGCUGGAGCGCACCAUAAUCACAGGAUUCCACAGGCCCUACCUGGUGGCUGCCUGCCUGACCUCUGGGCUGAUGGCUGUGUCUGAGCGGGGCAACGAGACAGGCCGUGCGCCUUGCAUCCGAGUGCUGGAACCUGGCUGGAACACCAUCCGUGUCCUGGGGGUGUGCUCCGGCAUGGGGCCCGUCCUGGCCUGCCCCUGGGGCCUCAGCAUUGACAGUGAUGGGGAUAUUCUGGUGGCAGACUGGGGCAGGUUGCAUCGUGUCCUGCUGUACCCUGCCAAGGGCCUAGGCUGGCCUCUUGUAACCCAGGGACUGAGCAGCCCCCGAGGCCUGGCUCUGCUGCCGGAGGGCCAGCUAGGGGUGUCAGACAGCAUGAACCACUGUAUCAAGAUCUACCAAUACAAAUCAGGCAUUGGAGGGGUGAAGUUGUCAAUAUGAGGAUGGAAAGAUGAAGAUGAUGAAGAAGUAGGCAUUCACUAGUGAACACCGAUGCAGAUUUCAGUAAAUAACAACUACUUUGCCAUAAUCCUAGAUCCUGUUGAGAAUUUCAUGUUCUUCUAGAAAAAGUGAAUCAUAAGUUACAAUGUAGGGUAAAAAUUGUGAAAGAAGACACUGUAUAUAGUUGUAGAGAACAGUAGAGAAGGUUACAUCUUUAAUACCACAAAGGACAAUUUAAUUUGCAGCAAAUGUUUUAGCUUGUGUGGAAGGACCACCAGAGGGCAGGCUGGGCUCACAGAUGGUAGCCCAACAAGGCAUGGAAGACAAGGUAACCAGAGGCAAUUAAGCACAGCUGACACUACUAAUGAGAUAUUCUCCUUCCCCUAUAAGAGAGAGUAUGGAACCAGCAGAGAGGGGGAAGAACUGUCUCUGGAAGAUGGCCACCGAGACAGAGGAGCGAUCGAUGAAGAACCAUUAAGACGGUGACAAUCCCGUGACUUUUGUUGUAGUUUAAAGACAAUCGUAUUGUGUUCCUGUUUGAUCUGGCGAAGAAGAUUUUCAUUGAUUAUGUUGGAGUGUUUGUGUUGACCAAAUGCCCUCAAUAUAGAACUGUGUUCAAUCA